UGUAGUUACAAGUAGUAAUAGGUGUGAGUUGUUCAUGAUGUGGAUUGGGUUAGUCGGUUUAGCCCAAGCUCCGCCUGACUAUUGAUUGUGGUCGAUCAUCUUCGCUAUCUCUCUCUCUCUCGUUAUCAUUCAUUUCCACCUUUUCUUCUCCUCUUUUUUUCCCACUCGGUAUCUAUUGACUCCACCACUAGCCGCACUAGCGUCUCUUCCCCAUCCUCCGAACGUCAUCCUCCCCGGCCCUGAAGCCAUCCGCUUCACCUUUCGGAGAAAUCGUGUGUUGUUGCUGUUGCUGUGCUCGACCUGCUCGCUGCUCGCUGCUCGCUGCUCCCUGCUGCCUACCGGCUACUCGCUGCUCAGGCUCCAGGCAUCGCCUACCUUCUUUCCUCCUCUCCUUUCUCUGCCUUCAUUAUUCUUGUUGCCUUGUCAUAUCUCGGUUCAGAUGACAGUUGGGAUCCUCAGAUGAGCCCCCCGCCGGCUCCCUCUGCCCGAAAAUGGCCUACUUCCUGCCUUCGUUCUUUCAGAAACGAUUGCUCCGAUAUGCUCUGUCUCGCCUGGAGCUAGUUGAUACUGAGGCUCUGGAUCUGGAUAGUCUGGGGAUUCGAUGGGGGCAACGUAGCACCGUCGAACUUCGGGAUAUUGGCUUGAGGCUCGAGAAACUAGCUACACUGCUUCACCUUCCUGUCUCAAGCGAGCUUCUAAGCGCCCGUGUUCAAUACCUGAAGAUCACCGUCCCCGCAGACAUCUACAGCAGCGGUAUAAUAUGUCAAGCGAGUGGUAUCGAUGUACAUUUGAAACUACUGUCGCAGGAAGCAUGUCCCACGGGGCAAGGGUCCAGGGCUUCCGACUCACCACACACUGCUAGCUCUGACGCUUUCAUGCCCAACCCUGCCGACCUCGCCCAGUCGUUCCUCGAAGCUGAGCCAAAGGAGGAAAAGGAUGAAUUACAAGCCGCCAUCUCUUCUCGAUCCCAGGUUCUACAACGCACUUCGACAUCGAUAAGUGAUGACGAAGAAGAACUAGGUCUUGGCAACGAGACCGUGUCUCUGCCUAGUUUUGUGGCCGCAUUUCUCAAGGGUGUCGCAGACCGCCUGCAGGUCCAGGUUGAUGAUAUAUCCGUGCGAGUGGAUGUGGAAAUGAAACAGGAUGGGCCCUUUAAGAGACAGCCGGAGGACCGGCCCGAUCUAAUAACUGGGGUACUGAGUGUUGGCCAGGUCAAAGUGGACGCCGUCUCCGCACCCGCCGCAGAUGGAGACCGAUCUUGCAAGGGAAGACGGAUAAUCUCGCUCUCUGACAUUGAUCUUGCAUUAGUAUCAGAGCCAGCCGUCCUCGCCAAUUAUUCCCGGUUCGCUGCUCCUCCAUCCCCUUCGACUCCUGUCCAUGCGAAGGCAAGCCAGCCUCCUAGCCGGGCAUCUUCCCCUACGCCCGAACCUUCUUCGGAUCGAAGCUCCACCCUCGAAAUGACCAGGUCGACUAUACUCAAACCAUCAACUGGGUUGAUUGACCCUCGGCGAAUAGACCAUAAUGCGCCCGAGUUGGAAGGGUCCGUGUGCACCUAUGAUGGACGGUUCUCAGACGCUGACACGGAUGAGGGAGAGGCUCGGGGCUAUGGUUUUCUGGAGGAAUCCCAGAACUUCGCGGAUGACGAUAAACUGCUGGAUAACCCUGCAUACCUCGAUUCUGUCAUCAAUUCUCAAAUUCAGGACGACGAAUUCGAUGCACUGGGAAGCAUCUCCACCGGAGCUGGUUCAUAUACUGCAAGCAGUGAGCUUGUUCCACGCCCUCUCAAUUUAGGGUUGCCCGCGGGCACAACGGAACCAGUUAACGAUACACAAACUGCCGUGAUUCUUGCACCAAGGUCACAAACGGCAGCUUUGCACGAGCCCAGACAGUCUCCAGGGUUCGGUUCGCCAUUAAUCCAACCAACGCUACCUUCUCCCAUUUCUGGAUCCUCUCAAAGUCCUGAGCCGUUUCCAGAUGUCCAGUUAUCGCUAUCUCUGUCUGCACCGCCUUCUGAAGCUGAUAGUUCGAGCUCGACUUCUGGGUCUAUCAAUCAGGGCGAUCUCAGUGAAUCAAGACUGUUUUCCCACGACGAGGCGCAAAGCAUGUACAUGAGUGCUAUGAGCCAUGGCUCUACGUCACGAAGUUUCAUGCCGAAUAUGCCCGGUGCCUGGGACUCCUCCGAUUCUCACAUCUCGAGGGGAUCCGUUGCAAAGUAUGCAGCUCAGAUCAGUCCAGAAGAUGGACAUGAGCACGAUUUUCAUGAUGAGACUUCUGUGUCAACACCUAAACUCACACCUCAGUCUGAACCAACCUCAUCUCAGUCACAAUCAACUGAGCAACAAUCGCCAAGCACUGAUCCUCAUUUGGAACUACAUAAAAGUUCAUCAGUUCAGAGCUCAACAGGGGAACAUAGCUCACCAGAUGUGGCGAGGAGGUUUUUCAGCAUUGACAGAAUUCAAGUUUCGAUCCCAUCUGGCAACUCUGACCAACAUGAUAGUGAGGCCGCACCAACAAUAUCACCCCGAAGAGAGUCGAAUGACGUUUUGGGGGAGUCCACAACAAAUCUGCAUGACUCCCUACCCGAUGAAGGCUUGUUGAACUCGUUGACCCGGUCUCGUGGGGACUCGACUUCCGCGUUUUUCCCUGUCAAUGAUGCCAAAUCAGUGAGUCAGCAGGGUUACGACUUAGAGGACCAUAUUGGCUUGGAGAUAUUCUCUGCAGAGAUCCAAUUUGACAUUGCGAUUGGUUGGCUGGUCGUCAAGGUCGGACAAAGAAUCCUCAGUGCAUUUGUUGGUAAGACGGAUGACUCGACUAGAAAACACGACCCGUCUCAGAAAUCAGAAGGGCCACAAGCCUAUCGGAUUUCUCUCGAUAGCUUUGCUAUCAAGUUCGUCGAUCAUGUUCCUGGGCAUGGAUACCCUCUUAAGCACGACAGUUCGACGUUCAUCGACGGAAACCAAGAAGAGGUUCUACUACAGGCGGUAGUCUCGGGCUUAAAAGCUAAUCUUGCUCUGAAAAAUGACCUCACUACUUUUCAUCUGGAUGUGAACAAGUGCUUAGUGGGAUUUGCCCAUGAAGAUCUGAUCUCUUUUAGCGAGGAACUCAAGAUGCGCGAAUCCACGAGGGAUGUCACUAAACCCAGUUCAGAUGAUAUUUCACUGAACGUCCGGAUGUCUUCGAAAGCCACUACUGUUGUGCUCAUGACACUUCCUCUACAACUUAAUCUCAACAUUCAGCGUCUGGAAGAGGCUGUAGGCUGGGUAGGUGGUUUGAGCACCAUCCUGGAACUUGGGAGCUCCAUUUCAUCUAGUUCUUCUAGUAAGGGACCAACCAAGGACAUACCGAAGCGUUCUCGUGGUGUACAUUUCGAGAGUGACCCUCCCCCAGCGACUUCACAGUCGCCUGAAACAAAACCUGUUAAGGUGAAUGCUCGGAUUGGUGGCAUCACCUUGAACGUCAUCGGGGAAAGCCAUCAUUUGAAGCUCAGCACAACUGCAGUCAAAGUUGUCAGCAGGUCUCAGGGUCUCAAAAUUCAGAUUGACAGGGCAAAACUCAGCGGGCCCUGGUCUCUCAAGUUUGACCGUGACCCGCCCGCCACGGUCAACUUGACAGACAUCAGGUUUGAAUACUUUUUCGCUCCUGAAGAAAACGACCUAGAUCGGCUUCUCGCUUUGAUCACACCAUCAAAGGAUAAAUACGACGAAGACGACGAUAUAAUGCUGGAUACGCUCUUUCGCCAGCGCAAACAAGGCUCUGUUCUUCGUGUGACGAUUGGCGGAACGAAGGCCAUCAUAUCCCGGGCCGCUGAAAUGGACUCUCUUGCGCAGCUUGGGGACGAGAUCAGUCGGCUAUCGAAUGUUGCUAAAUACCUACCUGAGGAUGACCGACCUGGAGUCUUGACUCUAAUCUUGGUCCGUGAGUUCGAGGUGCAAACACACCUUGGUGGGAAGGUAGGCGUUAUCGCCGCAAGGCUUCACAACGCUGAAGCAGCAUACAUCAGUCUCCCUUCCCUUAUCGCUGCUCGAAUCGACCACAUACAGGUUGCAAGGAAUGGGAGUGAGGAGCUCGUUGGAAAUGCACUUCUCCCAGCUGAGGGACAGUCCUCGGACGGCAUGACAGCACCAGUCCUCAUGGCCCGCUUUAUCGCGGAUGAAAUGGAUCCCACGAUCAAGAUCAAGCUACAUGGUCUUCGUGUAGAAUACAGUCUUCCUGCUGUUAUCGCAUUCCUUGGGCUCGGAGAUGACAUGACAACUGGUGACGUCGCUGCUAACAUGGCAAGUUCAAUAGCUAAUCUUGCUGCCGAAUCUCCGCCGGUCCAGCAGAAAGCGUCAGGCAAAGACUCUGACCGGGCCACUCCAUCGAAGCCUUCGAGAUUGACGCUUGAUAUUCGGGACACUGUUCUUGGUCUCAAUCCGCGCGGCACCCCUGCCAGAGGUCUUGUUGUCCUCACAAAUGCUAAGUUCUCUGGUACCAUGUACGACGUUGUGUCUUCAGAAGCCGUCUUGGACCUUCGGAAAGCGUCGAUUAUGGUUAUUGACGAUGUCAAGAACGUGGGCUUUACGGAUAACUUGCAUCAAAGAAACAUGAAUUCUCCGCAGGGAGCCCAAAUCAAAUCAUUCAUCGACCAGGGCUAUGUCCCCAUUUGCACUGUGUCGUCAGCCACAGCUACUGUAAAAAUUGUGCGCUUGAGUGAAGACGGAGAGAAAUCUCUUGAUGUGGAGCUCAGAGAUGACUUGUUGAUCCUGGAAACUUGCGCUGAUUCCACGCAGACCCUUAUCAGCAUUGUGAAUGGGUUGCAGCCUCCUACACCCCCAAGCGUGGUUACCAAAUAUCGGACCGAGGUUCUUCCCAUUCAGGACAUGCUAGCGUCUUUUACAGGCGAUGCAUUUGUGGCUGAUCCUUCGGAAUCUUCUGCUGCGGUUAGUCCUGAAUCUUCUGCUCAAACGCCGAGCACAGGGAACCUGUUAGAGGACGAGGUCGAAUACGUGAGCGACUUCCCUUCAGCCACAAUCGGCUCCGAACAAAAUUCUCUGCAUGGGGCCGCUGCAUCCGGCUCGAAUGAGUUACUUGACAGUUUUCACUCGCAGUACCAUGUUUCUUCCAGUGUCUCGGAACUUGACUUCCGCGAUGAUCACUUUGCGCAGAAGUCCGCUGUUGGGGGUACGGCACAUAGGUGGGAUUCCACACAAAACACAUAUGGUCUCUCCGACGAUUCGAAACUCCAAAGGAGCCCCUUGAGGGUAAGGGUGCGCGACGCUCAUGUGAUUUGGAACCUGUUCGAUGGCUACGACUGGCAGAGGACACGAGACACGAUUUCGAAAGCUGUAAAAGAGGUGGAAAGAAAGGCAACAGAGCGCCGCGCGCGCACUGGCAGUCGAGCAUCUCCUAGCUUCGACGAGGAGGAGGAAUCCGUCAUUGGAGACUGUUUAUUCAACUCCAUUUAUAUUGGUAUUCCCGCCAACAAGGAUCCUCGAGAGCUUCGUAACGAUAUCAAUCGCAAUAUUGAUGACCUUGUUAGUGAAACAGGAAGCUAUGCGACCAGCACAACCGUCACUGGAGCAACUGUGCGUCAAAGCCAAUCGCCUUCGCUACGGGGAAAGAAACUACGUUUGUCCCGGAGCAAGUACCACAAAAUGACUUUCGAGCUUAAGGGGGUAUGCGCAGACUUGGUUGUCUUUCCGCCUGGCCUGGAAGAGACGCAGAGCUCCUUGGAUGUUCGGGUUGAUGACGUGGAAAUCUUCGACCAUGUCCCCACCUCAACAUGGAAGAAGUUCGCGACCUACAUGCAUGAGGCUGGCGAAAAGGAGAGUGGAACCAGUAUGCUGCAUCUCGAAAUAUUAACAGUUCGGCCUGUGCCUGAGCUUGCUGCUUCUGAGAUUGUGCUCAAGGCAACUUUGUUGCCUCUCCGGUUGCACGUCGACCAGGACGCUCUGGACUUCAUUUGUCGGUUCUUUGAGUUUAGAGAUGACACUGCACCGACCCCGACCGCGCCCAGUGAUGUUCCGUUCCUCCAGCGAGCUGAGAUUAACGCUGUGCCAGUGAAAUUGGACUUCAAACCCAAGCGCGUGGAUUAUGCUGGUCUUCGAUCUGGUCGCACCACCGAGUUCAUGAAUUUCUUCGUUCUGGACGGAGCAGAUAUGGUGAUGCGGCAUGUUAUCAUUUAUGGAGUAUCUGGGUUCGAUAAACUGGGACAGACGCUCAAUGACAUAUGGAUGCCCGAUAUCAAGCGAAAUCAGCUUCCGGGUGUUCUUGCUGGUCUGGCCCCCAUCAAAUCACUUGUUAACAUGAGUGGAGGGGUGAAGGACUUGGUUGUGGUGCCCAUGCGCGAAUACAAGAAGGACGGGCGUAUUGUUCGGAGUAUCCAGAAAGGCGCCAUGGCGUUUGGCAAGACCACCACCAAUGAACUGGUCAAACUUGGGGCCAAGCUUGCCAUUGGAACUCAAACAGUGUUGCAAGGUGCCGAGGAUUUGUUGGCCAACCUCAACACCCCGACCGCGGGCCAAGAGGAUGAUCUUGGUGACGAUGAAGAUGCGAACAAAAUCUCGCUCUAUGCAGAUCAGCCGGUUGGAGUUGCUCAGGGCCUCCGAGGCGGGUUUAGAGGAUUGGAGCGCGAUCUGCUCACAGCACGUGAUGCUAUCGUAGCGGUUCCUGGUGAGGUGAUGGAGAGCGGCAGUGCCAAGGCUGCUGCCAAAGCAGUGAUGAAGCGUGCGCCAACCGUGAUUCUCCGUCCUGCGAUCGGUGUUACCAAGGCUGUGGGACAGACGUUGCUUGGUGCCGGUAACACGCUCGAUCCAAGCAAUCGUCGAAAGAUGGAAGAUAAAUAUAAACGCCAUUGAACGAACUUGACGGGAAAUUCUGAUGAUUCAAUUGACAAUUUGGAUGCUUGAUACCACCAUCUGUACGGCAGUCGAAUAUUACUAUAUUUGAGCAUUGCUUUCUUUCUUUCUAUCUGUCUUUCUUUCUUUCCAGGUGUGAGAGAGAUGCUUUAUGCACAUUUGCUUCCUGUUAUGAUGAUUAUGAUGGAUUAUACUCCAGCUCAGUUUCUUCUAUUUAUUCUUGAUAUAAACUUUGCUUUGCGUGGUUGAGCAUGGGACGGUGUCUUGGAUGUGAUUUUUUACCACUCCGAUGUCUAUAUUGGCUUGGUUACGAUUUAUUCGAAGGAUCGGUAGACUGGUUGUAGAAAUGUCAGAUUAUGUAGGG
Molecule: messenger RNA, 7200 nt
Organism: Aspergillus homomorphus CBS 101889
Lineage: Eukaryota; Fungi; Ascomycota; Eurotiomycetes; Eurotiales; Aspergillaceae
Gene: atg2
Product: putative autophagy regulatory protein Atg2
Exons: 3
Coding region: 492-6836 (2114 amino acids)
Biological process (GO): reticulophagy; autophagosome assembly; piecemeal microautophagy of the nucleus
Cellular component (GO): phagophore assembly site; extrinsic component of membrane
Molecular function (GO): phosphatidylinositol-3-phosphate binding
Source: RefSeq, a predicted model, not a curated record